CCCUCAUCAAUCAUCCUCCCAAUUUCAACCAUCUCGCCUCCUUCUUAUCACCCAUUCAUCGGCCUUCAUUUCUUGUUCGAGGUCUUUCCCAUGUCACCGCUGUGGCAUUUUUGUGCCUCCCUCUCGUCUGCUAAGCUGCUUUUCUUAAUCGUGUCCCUCGUCAUUGCCUCAUAAUCGCGGUAUAGUUAUUCGGCCUCCGCUCCCGCUUCCGCUCACUCACUGCCUCCCUCCCGGUGCUCCGAGCCAGCUCCCACUAGCCACGAAACAACUCACUCUCACAGGAUGUCGGGAAAUUACGACUAUCCUCCUGCCUCUCGCCGUCCUUCUCGUGGAGCUCGAACCAAUGAGCGACAACAACAGCAGCAACAGCAGCAGCAGCCUCCGCUGAAUCGUUUACAGCAUCUCCGGGAGCUCUUAACAUCGGAGCGUAACCGCGGUGACCUCGCCUUCGCCCGUGCUGUGGAGACCUUAAACCAAGAGAUGGACGAUUACCGCUCUUCUCGCUUCUGGGACCGUUCUAGCUUUGAGCAAGCCAGGGCAGCCCUCGACCAACAUAUGCAACAGCUCCAGGAACGAACGAGACAAAGCCGUGCCAAUACGGGCAGCUCAGGGCCACCGGUGCGUCCGCGUCCAGGAGUACCAAGACUGCAGCCUUUGAGUGUUCCAGUGGCGAACCCAGACGAAAGCGCUUCCGAUCCCUCACGUUCUGAUAGCAGAACUCCAAGGCCUCGAGCUGGUAGGGGUAGCGACCGACCUAACCGUCUGAGGCGGCCCAGAGAUUCCAAUACUUCCUCUCUCCUAGAUACGCCGGUCCCUCACUUAGACUCUCCCACCGCCAUGCCUCAACAGGUAGAAGAUGAACACCAGUUGGACCGUGCAAGGACGAAACGUCGAAAGCUUGACACAGAUGAUAAUAGAGAAGGAUUACAGGGCUUCCGCUACGGUCAAUAUGGCCAGGUGGUGCCUGGGGCACUCAGAAUGGAGUUGACUAGCUGCGAUGGGGGAAGAUAUGAGCCGCAUGGCGAGAGCUCAUGGCCAGAGAACAUACUUCGCAAUGACGCUUCCGUAUACUGUACGAAAUCUGAUCGCUGCAAUCUUGUUCUGAAGCACCAAGGGGAGUCUCCGUUCUGCCUGAAGAAGAUUGUAAUCAAAGCGCCAAAAUCAUGCUACAACUCCCCGAUCCGGGAAGGCAUGGUUUUCGUAUCAAUGUCAUGUGAUGAAGUCCUAGCCCGUACAGCUGCUUUCGAAGUGCAAUGGGAAUCAACUCGGCCCUUCGCGCGGCAUUUACCUGGCGGAAUGCAACCAUCCCAGGAGUAUCUAAAUGCAUAUCGACCUCCGCUGCAAAGCUUAGGUCGGGGCCCAGUUAUUGACCCCUCCUCGGAUUCAGAAUCAGAUAGUAUUGAUGACCCCGGCGCUGUAGAACCUAGUGCUAGCAAUGUGCCAGACCCCACGUCUGAAUUUCGAGUCACAACCGAGUACACUGCGCAGUCCGACACACGUCAUGAUCAUCUUGACCAUAUGGACGACGACGACCUGAUUUCCCUUACGGAUACCGAUAGCAUGCCCCUAGGGCGGAUGGACGAGGACAACACAAUAUGCUCGGACAGUGAGAUGAGCUUAAGCGACGAUGAUUCAAACGUCAGCACAUUUACACGACGCCAGCGAGAGCUAUCACGACGAAUUCGAGCUAUGCGUCGCCGCUAUGUCGCAGAGCGAGAGGGCCAACCAAGGCGACGACCAUACCUAGCCAUGCCAACACCAGGUCUGCGCCCUGAAGGCACACUUGGCUCAGAGUCUCCUCAACUAAUGAAACCACAUGCUCGCUUUUCCAUUGAGCGCAAUAAAAGCAUGGUCAGCAUCAAAUUCGAUCCACCUCCCUCAGGACGAUAUAUCCUCGUCAAAUUAUGGAGUCCUCACAGCGGCAAAAACAUAGAUAUCCAAAGCAUCAUCGCCUACGGCUAUGCCGGGACCAGAUUCUUCCCUGCUUUGAGUUUCAGGUAAACCAAACCAGUGGGAUUUCUCUUUUUCCUCUUCCCCUUCUUCCUCCCUUCUUCUGAAUCAAAUCAUACCAGAAUGUUAUCUGGGUCUGCUACUGUAGAAUUCACUUGCAUACAAUAUUACAGCCAACCAGCACAACUAGACCAAUGCACUUUGCGAAAGCUCGGCACGGAACUGCACGGAAUGCAACAAUGCCUGGUGUUUAUGGAGUAUGGCGUCCAUCGACUAUCAUUCCAUGGUUUCUUUCUUACCUUUCUCUUUUUCUCUUUCCGAAUGCUCAAACCCGGGCUGCUGACAUGAACUUACCAUCCCCGGGAUUAAUGGUAAUUGUUGAUGCCUUCUCUCAUCGCCUCACAUCACAUGCUGAAUUACUUCAUGACCCAUGAACCCAUUGCAUAUCUUCAUCUGACCAUUCCCAAAUGACACAUGGACAUCAUAAUUAUUCAUUAGGUAGUGAUUC
Aspergillus eucalypticola CBS 122712 is the source of this 2458-nucleotide messenger RNA. RefSeq lists its product as uncharacterized. The transcript has 4 exons. Lineage: Eukaryota; Fungi; Ascomycota; Eurotiomycetes; Eurotiales; Aspergillaceae. The record is from RefSeq and is a predicted model, not a curated record. The coding region runs from base 283 to 2001 and encodes 572 amino acids.